AUGUCCCUGAUUCGUACCAACCGGUUCGUUCUCAAUCAUAACCCUUGGAAAUACAAUAAUCUAAUCACAAUAAGAUGCUUUUCGAAAAAAUCUGACGACAACUUGGGUGUUUAUGGACAUGAGAAACCAGAAAACCCAUGGGACGAUGCCAGUUAUCGUUCACUUAAAUAUGAACCUACACUCACAGGAUCGCCUAUAAUGACCGUUUUUAACAUGACUAGACCAGGUACUCAACCUUUUAUAGAUGAAUCGCUGGAUGUAAUGCCUCGUAAUUUUUUUGGGAUCCCCGCGACAAUCCCUCCUGAAAUUGGUUCCAGGAUUGAACAUACAUACCGUUUACCACCCCAAUUCUAUCCUUUUCUGAAAAAACUGGGCGAUGAUACUCCAUCCCUAAAACCAUAUAUGGAUAAACUGAUACGCGGUGAAUUUACAUUUGAUGAUUAUGAGGAGAUGUUUUACAAAUUUUCCAAGCCUCUCAAGAUUUACCGCAAACUUAUCGCCAUGCCUUUUAGGACUGCACAAGAAAAGUUGUGCGAAGAUCUAGUCUCUUGGGAAAGUGCCUGGUAUACCUAUCGGCAACAGGUUGCUGCUGAAUAUAACGUUGUAAUAUCACUAAGGGAAUAUAUAUUAGGGAUGCUAAUUGGAAUAUACUUUGCCUAUUUAUGGAAGGAAAUGAAUUGGCAAUAUAGGGCAGAUAUGAGACUUUUUUAUUCGAGUGCCCCGGAGCAUAAGAUUAACUGGGUUAAGCCAAGGGGGGACCUAGUUUGA
Babesia microti strain RI is the source of this 768-nucleotide messenger RNA. Its product is annotated as conserved Plasmodium protein, unknown function. The transcript is spliced from 2 exons. Lineage: Eukaryota; Apicomplexa; Aconoidasida; Piroplasmida; Babesiidae. Bases 1 to 768 code for a protein of 255 amino acids. The record is from RefSeq and is a predicted model, not a curated record.